AUGAUGCAUCACGCCGCGGGUCUCGACCUGGGCCUCGGCCUCGGGCUCGGGCUCGCCUCCCAGGGCAGCCUCACGUCCUCCACCACCACCGCAUCCUCCUCCCCGGCCUCGCAGGCGCACGCGCAGCACUGGACCGCCGCUUUCAGCUCCGUCGUCGGCGCGCAGGAGUACGAGCGGCAGCAGCUGCUGCAUAGAAAGGAGGAGCCGGGGAUGAGACCGUCCACGUCGCCCGAGAGCGGCGUCAGCGCCGGGACCAAGAGGGGCCUGGAGCGCACCGGCUCCGGCGUCUCCCCCGCCACGGGCAGCGACGAGGACGACGACGGCGCCGGCGGCCGCAAGAAGCUCAGGCUCUCCAAGGACCAGGCCGCCGUCCUCGAGGAGUGCUUCAAGAUGCACAGCACGCUCAACCCCAAGCAGAAGACGGCGCUGGCGAACCGGCUGGGGCUGCGGCCGCGGCAGGUGGAGGUGUGGUUCCAGAACCGCCGCGCGCGCACCAAACUCAAGCAGACGGAGGUGGACUGCGAGUACAUGAAGCGCUGGUGCGAGCAGCUCGCCGAGCAGAACCGCCGCCUCGAGAAGGAGGUGGCCGAGCUCAGGGCGCUCAAGGCCGCACCGCCGGCGCAUAACGGCGCCGCGGCGGGGCCCCUCACCACCCUCACCAUGUGCCUCUCCUGCAAGCGCGUCGCAUCCACGUCCUCCGCCUCGGCCUGCAACGUGCCCAGCUUUUCCGCCAAUGCCGGCAUCGGCAUGCCAAUGCCAUCCCUCGAAGAACGGCCGUUCUUGUGUGGGUUCAGAGACACCGGAGUGACGUACGGCGGCUCUUCGGGGCUCGCGAAGGUGGUCAAGCCGGCCAGAUAG
Messenger RNA from Triticum turgidum subsp. durum (durum wheat), 858 nucleotides. The record is from the annotation of a GenBank genome assembly. Lineage: Eukaryota; Viridiplantae; Streptophyta; Magnoliopsida; Poales; Poaceae.